Sphaerulina musiva SO2202 is the source of this 635-nucleotide messenger RNA. RefSeq lists its product as uncharacterized. Bases 265 to 531 code for a protein of 88 amino acids. The record is from RefSeq and is a predicted model, not a curated record. NCBI's taxonomy places the organism in Eukaryota, Fungi, Ascomycota, Dothideomycetes, Mycosphaerellales, Mycosphaerellaceae. The transcript has 3 exons.
AAAUUCGCGGGCAUGAUUGCGUGUUUGUUGAUUUCCUUGUCUAAUUUGCCUUGUCUAUCUACCUAGUAAUACGCCGUCAGCCGUGGAACUUUGAGCGCCUUGGAAGCAGCUGUAGGUGGGGUGCACAGGAGAGACCACAUGACAAUAUCUCCAUGGUUCCACAUCGUUCUACAGUACGCAAGAGAGGUGCCACUUGUGUGGUUCAGCAUCAUCAUUUGCUUGCGGUGAGCCGAGUGGCGUCUGGGGCUGGGGGGAGUCCUGUGGAUGUCUGUCUUUUCUCGUAUCAAGCAAGCGAGUACUGUAGGCGGUAGUAGCAGCAACAGUAGCAGCAGUGACAGUAGAGAGAAGAGAGAGGAGGAGAUCCAGGCCUUCCCUGAUAGUGGCAGUUCUGGUUCAGUCUCGCAUGCCGUGCUGCAUCUGCCAUCUGCCAUCUGCCAUCAGGGUGGGCUUGCAUGGCAGCGCAUCGGCAUCCUAGUUCUAGCCCUAGCGAUAAUCAUAUCUGUCAGACGAUGGGAGCCGGCUCGGUGGUAACGGUUCCAGAGUUUGAACUUUGCGGGAGGUAGUCAAGAAAAUAUAAGGCGACAACUUUCCGACAGCCCUGUGCGAUUGGAAAGGUUUCGUCCCUGUUCUGCCAC